Molecule: messenger RNA, 1189 nt
Organism: Drosophila miranda
Lineage: Eukaryota; Metazoa; Arthropoda; Insecta; Diptera; Drosophilidae
Gene: Parp16
Product: protein mono-ADP-ribosyltransferase Parp16
Exons: 1
Coding region: 70-1083 (337 amino acids)
Source: RefSeq, a predicted model, not a curated record
CAGAUUGAUUAUAAGGACACAUAGAAAAGCACUUCACCCGGAUCAAAAUCUACAUCAGAUACUCGCAAAAUGUCGCACAAGAUAUUCGAAAUGGGAUGGAAGGGCCGCGGCCACUACCAGGGAGGCUCCGGCUUCCUGGGGUUCCUGUUCGAGCCUGACCCUCGGCCGAGGCCAACGAGCUGCCAGAGGAUGGAGUGGGAGUACAACAUGUGCACCUGGGCCAUGUUGCAGCUUCGCCUCAAAGCGGAUCUGCAGGGUUGCGCGGCUCUCUGGGAUAUAUUUGCUGCAGCGGCUCUCAACUAUCGCCGCGACUCGCGAUUGCUUCCUUCCUUUCCCAAGCGCUUUCUGGAACCCAACAUUGAUCUGCUGUGCCACACGGUGGCUGAUGUGCCGCCUCUCGAGGGCCUUCUGCAGGAUGUGAUCGAAAGCGGGUGCUAUCAGGGCUCGUACCAUGUCGUUCAGCUUCUGUACACGGUCCUCGUGGAGCAAGGCGAUAUAGCCACCCUGCGGACCAUCGACAAGGAGAAGAUCGAGCUUCUGUACGAUUACCUGGCCGUCCCAACUCCAAAGACCUCGCCCACCCACGUCUUUGAGGUGGCAAGAGGCAGGAAAAUGUCCCGUCGCCGCGAAGUCUAUGAGGCACUGAAGGCAAACCAUCGCGGGUCCGUGUGCUGUGGUUUCCUGGCCUGCAAGCCGGAAAUGGUCUAUGCCCUGAUCCAUAGGGAAGCCCUUCCCUCUCCCAUGGUCCUAGCCAUCGAUGCGGACGAGGCUCUGGCACUGUCGGAAUACUGCAGUGGCGGCUCCCCCUUUCGGUACGUGGCCAUCGUGGAGUUUCUACGGCUGGACAACGAGAUGACACACGACAUGCGACACGUGAUUAUCAGCAAUCCCAAGACCAUGGAGAUCGGCUACCUAAUGUUCUACGACCGGAGCUGUGACGGCAAGCUGCAGGAAGAGGCGACCGAGAUCAGUCGCUUCCAAAGCUUCGGCCGAGAGGCCGCUUCAUCAACGAUCUAUUAUGGUAGGAAGAUGUACACCUUUCUUCGCGCUGGCCUUGAAGCCAUGGGGCUGCGAUUUUUAUAAGGAUAUUUCCUUAGCUUUCAAAUGAUUCUUUCUGUCACUCUCUCUUUGGGUAGGGGGUGUGGCUUGGGGGCGCCCAUAAAUAACAACAAUUUAGCAUUCACAAGUG